Messenger RNA from Aethina tumida (small hive beetle), 3197 nucleotides. RefSeq names its product forkhead box protein K1 (gene FoxK). Gene Ontology annotation, biological process: regulation of transcription by RNA polymerase II. Bases 239 to 1975 code for a protein of 578 amino acids. Lineage: Eukaryota; Metazoa; Arthropoda; Insecta; Coleoptera; Nitidulidae. Gene Ontology annotation, molecular function: protein binding; RNA polymerase II cis-regulatory region sequence-specific DNA binding; DNA-binding transcription factor activity, RNA polymerase II-specific. The record is from RefSeq and is a predicted model, not a curated record. The transcript has 7 exons.
ACCGAAUCUCACGUGUUUACCAACACGCAGAGCGUGCAGCAUACCGACCGAGCUGUUAUGAAACCAACCAUCUCGCGACCCAAACCGUGUGAGCCGUCCAUCCCUUCGUCGUGCGACCCACCCCCGAAAUAGAACGCAGCACCCCGUGCGAGUAUCGCCCCGUCAUAAAAGUAAAGGUGCGAAACGUAGUGUUUGAGUGUGGUGAGUGAUCGAUUCAGUUUUCGCGACUCCUUCGGCCAUGUCCUCCGCAUACAACCGCACCGCCGAGAGCGACGCCUGGGCGCUGCUCGCCCUCAAGUCGGCGCCCGCGAGCCCCUCCGGCGUCCAGUGGAGCCCCGACGACAAGGGCGAGGCGAUCGCGCGGAUAGAGGGCCGCGAAUUUGAGUAUCUGGUGCGACAGAACCGCGUGGUCAUCGGACGAAACAGUUCACGUGGUGAUGUAGACGUUAACAUGGGCCACUCGAGCUUCAUAUCGCGCAAACACCUGGAGGUCAAGUUCGACCACCCCUAUUUCUACAUGUUGUGCAACGGGAAAAACGGCGUGUUCGUUGACGGGGUAUUCCAGAGGAAAGGCGCCCCCUCGAUGCGGCUACCCAGAUCAUGCACCUUCAGGUUCCCGAGCACGAACAUCCGACUGUCGUUCCAGUCGCUGGUCGAGGACGGAUGCGAGGCGCCGCCCCGCGUUCGCGAGGUCUCCCCGGUACGAAUGAGGGACCGUGCGGGUGGCGGCGGCGGCGGCGGCGGCGGACCAAAUUCGUUGGCGCCGCUUCGCAUCAACAUCCCCGACGCCGCCGACGUAUACGGGUCACCGUUCCCCUCUCCCACCGGCACGAUCAGCGCAGCCAACAGCUGUCCGGCUAGUCCCAGAGGAGGUCACCAUGGUGGUAAUCAUUCGAAAAGGAGCGUGUCGGCGGAAUUGCAGAUGGUGGCACAGUACGCUGCCCAGGUGGCCCACAGGGACGACAGUCAUCACAUACAGUCGAGUCAUAGUCCCGACUACAGGCAACCAACGUCGAACGGAAACUCGAUCCCCCCAGUGGUGAUAAAUGAAAGUUACGUCGCGAGCAGCAGCAAUAAGGACGAGAGCAAACCGCCGUUUUCGUACGCGCAGCUGAUCGUACAAGCGAUAGCCAGCGCUCAGGAUAAACAGCUCACGUUGUCCGGCAUCUACAGCUAUAUCACCAAGCACUAUCCAUACUACCGGACGGCGGACAAAGGCUGGCAGAAUUCGAUCCGGCACAAUCUCAGCCUUAACCGUUAUUUCAUAAAGGUUCCUAGGAGUCAGGAGGAGCCCGGCAAGGGUUCGUUUUGGCGGAUAGAUCCCCAAUCCGAGUCGAAGCUUAUCGAACAGGCGUUCAGACGGAGACGACAGCGUGGCGUGUCCUGUUUCCGCGCCCCAUUCGGUUUAAGUUCCAGGAGUGCUCCUGCGUCUCCGUCACAUGUGAGCAUGUCGGACCUGAUGGCGUCCGAGUGUCUCUCGAGAGAGGGUUCGCCGAUCCAGGAGCACAUGUUGGAAGUAUCGCAGAGCGCGCCCGGUAGUCCGGGUGGCGCCAACGGCUCCGGCAGCAGUCAUCAGCAGGCGGGGGCAUCGUAUGCCGGUUCGGGCGGCAUGAUCGGUCAUCAGCAGAUGACCGCACUCGUCGGCGCCAACAGUGCCAGAUUGUUGUUGCAUCAAUCCAUGGAUGCGAUCCAAGAGCAAAUUUUAGCCAAUGGCCAGGAUUAUAGGGAAGAAAAGUAUCAUGUAAAUUCUAACAUAGAAGAGAGAUCGAUGUCUCCAACCUUCUCACCUCAACCUGUCAUUGUACAACCUACAAACUAUUCACCUUACAGUGGAGGUAGCGGUUAUAACGUGGGUUUGGAUUUAAAGCGGCACAUGGAGGACCAAAGUGCUGGCAGUCCAUCGAGCACCGACAACCUCGAAGAACCAGAGAUGAAGAGAUCAAGACAAGACCAACCGAAAUACGAGACGGAAUAAUCGCUGUUUGAUGCUGAAUGGUUUAUCAAGUUUUAUCCUAAAUCUUGUCCUAUAUAAAUACAAACACUUUUUUAAUACGUAUAAAAUUUAAUUUCUUUUUUGGCUGAUUGUAGAGCACAUGAACUUGAUUUUUGGUUUGGCCUGAUCUGAUUUUGGAUAUGAUGGAGAAAUGAUCUCAAUCCCGUUGACAAAAACGUAGAGGUAGUUUUUUUCUAUAUAAACAGUUGAAUUACAAAAAUCGUUAAUGAAUUUUAAUCUAUGCAAAUGAAACUCAUAUUCUUUUAAAAAAUACAUGAAUAGAUGCGAUGAGAAAACGCAUUUCUGUUUCCGAUUAAUCGAUAUAUUGUGUUAGCCAUUUAAUUAAGCACUUGUACUGCGUGUGAAAGUUGGUAGUUAUAUUCAUUUAUUAAAAUUAAAAUUGCCGGAUCAUCAUUGUGUUUGUCAUCAUGGAAGGUAUGUUUUAUUUUUUGACAAAAAUGCAAGUUUGAGUGAUAAUUAUAAUUUACCGGGUUAUUUGUGAAUGUUCCUCAUCAUUUUUUUUUUUUUGUAAAUAUACUUUAAAAUUUUUACCAUUAUUUAUGUUUAGUUAAAUUUUUAUGUAUACAUUUGCAACCCUCUUGUGAUUUUUGAGAAGAAUUUUAUUUCGGUCUCGCAUUGAUUUGUAACGGGCGGUGACAUGUGCAAUUGAAAAAAGUAUUAUUUGUUAUUAUUGUUGCAUUGUAAAAAAUUGUUGAAAUUUAUAUUUAUUAAGCCGGCGUGUUGUCCGUCCGCAACAAUUCAAUUACGAACCGCAUGAAUGCUAAAUUGUUAUUAUAAAGAGCGUUCAUGCAGAUCCAUUAUGUUUCUACAAAGUUGGAUCAAAAAUGACUUGAAUGAAAUUCUAUACCGUGUUUAUAAAACUUGAUAACAUCAUUUCACCAAGGAUUAUAUGAUAUGAAUAAAAACAAAAUGGGAUAUUAAAAAGAGACACAUUUAUAACAAACUGGAAUUUAUUUUUUAUUAAUCCCAAUGCUGCCGUCUUCAAUGAAUCUUUUCCCACGACUCCGCAAAGAAGGCAUUUCAGGCGGACCGUCGUCAACUGUAGCUGGUACUAUUUUUGAUGACGUUCGCGCACUUUUGAUGAUUUUUUCGACUAUUUAAUAGUCCCUUUUAUUAUUUGUUAGAUAUACAUGUAUACAAAAUUAUGAAUGUAGGUAUUUAAAUAAAGUACUAUUGCUGUGAA